This is a messenger RNA of Cyprinus carpio (common carp), 714 nucleotides long. RefSeq names its product ubiquitin carboxyl-terminal hydrolase MINDY-2-like. The record is from RefSeq and is a predicted model, not a curated record. The transcript has 4 exons. Lineage: Eukaryota; Metazoa; Chordata; Actinopteri; Cypriniformes; Cyprinidae. The coding region runs from base 1 to 681 and encodes 226 amino acids. Gene Ontology annotation, molecular function: cysteine-type deubiquitinase activity; cysteine-type carboxypeptidase activity; K48-linked deubiquitinase activity. Gene Ontology annotation, biological process: protein K48-linked deubiquitination. Gene Ontology annotation, cellular component: cytosol; cell periphery.
AUGGAGAAGGAUGCAAACCCUCAUCGAGACGCGGGAGGAAGUGUCCUGUGCCCCGCUGUCCCCGCAGAACCCUCGGAUAUCAAAACAGUGGGCGGAAUGAAAGAUGUCUGCGAGAAGAGAGCGACUCUGAGUACUUGUGCAAGUGCUAGCGGUGCUAAUGCUACACCCUGCACACAGACAUCAGAUGCUGCUGAGACAAAGCGACGAAGCUGGCCCAAGUCUGCUUAUUUGUGUUCGGACAAAGCAAAAUCCGCGAGCUCGAAUUCAAACGAUCACACCGUGUCCGAGGGUCCUCCGAGCGGGAGUGAGCCCAGCAUCGCAGGAGAGUCCCGCAGCUUUGAUUCACUGGAGUCCUUCUCCAACCUCAACUCCUGCCCGAGUUCAGACCUCAACAGCGAAGGGCUGGAGGACAAGGGGCUGGCUUUGACGAUUCAGAGUGAAUACGGGGCUGAUGGAACGAAAAUCCCCUGUCCUAAAGACAGGGUGACCGGUCAGUCGUUGUACCACAUCAAGUGGAUAAAGUGGAAGGAGGAGAACACGCCUAUCAUCACACAGAACGAGAACGGGCCGUGUCCGCUGCUGGCUAUUAUGAAUGUCCUGCUAUUGUCAUGGAAGGUCAAGCUGCCACCAAUGAUGGAGAUAAUAACAGCAGAGCAGCUGAUGGAAUAUCUAGAAUGGUGAUGGACAGCACCAGAUCAGGGAAAUACCCAGGGG